Molecule: messenger RNA, 3146 nt
Organism: Pygocentrus nattereri (red-bellied piranha)
Lineage: Eukaryota; Metazoa; Chordata; Actinopteri; Characiformes; Serrasalmidae
Product: asparagine synthetase [glutamine-hydrolyzing]
Exons: 12
Coding region: 149-1834 (561 amino acids)
Cellular component (GO): cytosol
Molecular function (GO): asparagine synthase (glutamine-hydrolyzing) activity
Source: RefSeq, a predicted model, not a curated record
UCUUUUCGCUGGGCUGCGCUCCCGGUGAAUGGGACUAACAGCGUCACGAAAGGAAAGCCACUCUUUCAUGUGCCGGCCGUUCGGACUGCUGGACCGUCUGCUCCCCGCUGCUGGACUCACACCUCUACACUCUGCCUGAAGAAGAAAAAUGUGUGGUAUAUGGGCCUUAUAUGGGAGCGAUGAGUGUCUGUCGGUUCAGUGCACCAAUGCUAUGAAGAUCGCGCAUCGUGGUCCGGAUGCUUUCCGCUUCGAGAACGUCAACGGUUUCACCAGCUGCUGCUUCGGUUUCCACCGGUUGGCCAUUGUGGACCAGCUGCAUGGCAUGCAGCCCCUGCGGGUGAAGAACUUCCCUUACCUCUGGCUCUGCUACAAUGGCGAGAUCUACAACCACAAACAGCUGAGGGAGGCUUUUGAGUUUGACUGCCAAACAAAAAUGGAUGGAGAGGUCAUGCUUCACCUGUACGAUUGCUUCGGCAUCGAGAAGAUGGCCACCCUGCUGGAUGGCGUGUUUGCCUUCAUCCUGCUGGACACAGCUAAUAGGAAAGUUUUCCUUGGGAGGGAUACCUACGGCGUGAGGCCCAUGUUCAGGCUGCUGACUGAUAACAACUUCCUCGCUGUCUGCUCAGAGGCCAAAGGUCUAACGCAGAUCACACACUCCAUGUCUGAACCGGUGAAGAUCACCCCGUUCCCGCCCGGCCACUUCGAGGUCUUUGACCUGAAGCCAUCUGGAAAGGUGAAGUCCAUCAAGCUGGACCGUUUCCAUAGCUGCACAGACGAGCCCCUUCACGCCCCUUAUGACAAUGCUGGGGAGCUUGGAAAAGGUUUUGCUCUGGAGGCAGUGAAGGCCAACAUCAGGAUCCUGUUUGAAAACGCAGUGAGGAAACGUCUGAUGGCCCACAGGAGAAUCGGGUGCCUCCUUUCAGGUGGGCUUGACUCCAGCCUGGUCGCAGCCACGCUUGUCAAGCUGGCCAAGGAGCAGGAGUUGCAGUACCCCAUUCAGACGUUUUCGAUCGGGGCAGAAGAUAGUCCAGAUGCUAUUGCUGCACGCAAGGUAGCAGCUCACAUAGGCAGCACACACUUCGAAGUGAAUUUCACCCCAGAGGAGGGCAUCAAGGCUUUGGAGGAGGUCAUCGUUCACCUGGAAAGUUAUGACAUCACCACAGUGCGCGCUUCUGUUGGCAUGUACCUAGUAUCCAAGUUUAUUCGUGAGAAGACAAACAGUGUGGUGAUCUUCUCCGGUGAAGGGUCUGACGAACUCACACAGGGCUACAUCUACUUCCAUAAGGCUCCGUCUCCGAAGGCCGGUGCGGAGGACAGUGUGCGCCUGAUGAAGGAGCUGUACAUGUUCGAUGUGCUGAGAGCAGACAGGACAACAGCCGCUCACGGAUUGGAGCUGAGAGUGCCUUUCCUGGACCACAGGUUCACUGCCUACUAUCUCUCGCUGCCUGAAGAGAUGAGGGUGCCCAAGGACGGUGUGGAGAAGCAUCUUCUGAGGGAAGCGUUCAGGGGGCUGAACCUGAUUCCGGAUGAGAUACUGUGGAGACGUAAAGAGGCUUUCAGUGACGGUAUGACGUCCACUAAGAAGUCCUGGUAUGCAAUCCUGCAGGACCACGUUGAGUCUGAGAUUAACGACUCUCAGUUGGAGAAAGCGGCCAAGCUGUACCCUCAUAACACCCCCACAACCAAAGAAGGCUUCUAUUACCGGCAGGUGUUUGAAAAGCAUUACCCCGGCCGCUCUGAAUGGAUCUCCCAUUACUGGAUGCCCCGCUGGAUCAAAGCUACUGACCCGUCUGCGAGAACCCUUUCCAUCUACAAGCCGGACAAGGACGAGUAAUCGGGCACAUACAGUGAGCAGAGCUGGCCUACACAUUAAGUUUAGAUGUGCUUCAUUUUUAUUUGUUUGAUUUUAAUUGCACUAUUUUUGUUUGCAGCAUCAUCAAAACCAUUUUUAUUAAAUUUUUUUCAUUUAAUUUCCAAAAGUAGUGGAACUGCAAAGUCAAAUUCUUACUUUUUCUGGCAUUCUUUGCAUUUAGUGCCCACUCAUAAGCCCCCUGUUUAUAGAAACCUGUUUGUCAUCUAAAUCCCACUGGAAAAAAAUUGUUACCUUUAAUGUUAGUGUUUUUUAUCCUAAUGCUGUCCUAAGGUGUCACUGGCCUUAGGAACACCAGGUACACUGCAUGUCCAAAAGUGUGUGGACGCCUGCUCAUUCGGCAUUUCUUCUGAAAUCAAGUGUAUUAAUUGGGAGUGAAAGCAAACGAAUUCACUAAUGACGAGAGCUUUCUGGAUACUAUUGAUAUAAUGACUGCCGAGACUUCACCUCCAGGUUUCUGUUCCUUUCUGAGAGCUGCCUUAUGAUGCCAUAGCGCAUUUUCACCUGAGAUCUAAGAAUUUAGCACAUGUUGCCUACUUGAAUCUAAUACUUUUAGUGAAAUGUUCUAUGCACUUAAUAUUGAACCCCAUUAACACAGGUGUUUUGUGGCCAAAGGCUUAUUAAUCAGCACUUACAUGAAAAACAAUACAAAACUAAAGGACUGAGUGAAGUGAAGGUUAAGGGGUUCUAAAAGAUCCAACACAGUAGAUACACUGCCUGAUUUGACUUUUACCUCUGCUUUAUCACACAUCUUACCUCAUGACAGCGUUGAUAAUGAGUUGAUAUUAGUUAUGAUCAUGAUUAGUUAUGAUAUGAGUUAGACAUGUUGUAACACAACAUUUAUUAAUUUAAUUUCCAGUCAAAAAUGCUUAUUUAUUUUGGAGGAGAUGGUCUGAAGGUAAUCUACUUGGAAGGAGAGAGUCAAAGGAAAAUACUUAGAAAAAAAGUGCCGGACAGUUUUCCACAGUUCUUCAGCUGAAAGGAAGCUGCAGCCACUCAGUUGAGGGGAUCAUUAUUCACUCCAGCACUCUGGGCUGCUAUGAUAAGACUAAUAUUUGCCCUGAUUCAAAUCUUUUACCGUACAUCAGGCAGUCUCUUCAGCUGUCCUGCUCAAAAAUCAGGCAGUACUAGUCAUAUCACGUUUUUAGCCACUAGAUGGCACCAUUGUGCUAUUUAGAAAGUUUUUUUUGUGUCCAGACAUAUUAUCUAAGAAAUUGGGAAGCAUCUGUGCCUCUAUAUAUAUAUAUAUAUAUAUAUAUAUAUAUAUAUAUAUAUA